Helianthus annuus (common sunflower) is the source of this 978-nucleotide messenger RNA. Its product is annotated as ethylene-responsive transcription factor ERF008. The coding region runs from base 334 to 837 and encodes 167 amino acids. NCBI's taxonomy places the organism in Eukaryota, Viridiplantae, Streptophyta, Magnoliopsida, Asterales, Asteraceae. Gene Ontology annotation, biological process: regulation of DNA-templated transcription. The transcript has a single exon. The record is from RefSeq and is a predicted model, not a curated record. Gene Ontology annotation, molecular function: DNA-binding transcription factor activity; DNA binding.
CGCCAUUUAAACCUUUCCAACACCCCUAUAUCUAUAUUUCACACACACCAACCUGUAUAUACAGAGAGAGAAACAAUUUCACACACACCAACCUGUAUAUAUAGAGAGAGAAACAUAAAUUGAGCUAAAAUUAAGGUGUCGGUGCCUUUGAGAUCAUCUUUUAGUACCCACCUUUCCUGAUUUCAUCUCCUCUUCCCAAUAACCCUCUAAACAACAAAUUCCCAAUCCAAUCCGGGGUGGAUCUACCCAUAGUUUUCGGGUUCUAAAAACCCUACUAGAAUUUAUAUAAUCUUUUUUAUAUAGAAAAAAUUUCCUGGAUCAAUCACUAAAUCGAUGGAAGCCAGAAAACCCUUCUCCGGCAGCGUCUCCGGUGACUUAAACUAUUCUCCGGCGGCUGGAAAAAGAAAGUCCGAUCAACGACCGUACAAAGGGAUCCGGAUGAGAAAGUGGGGAAAGUGGGUAGCCGAAAUUCGGGAGCCGAAUAAGCGGUCGAGGAUAUGGCUCGGCUCGUAUUCGACUCCCUUAGCCGCCGCACGGGCGUAUGACACGGCCGUGUACUACCUACGGGGGCCGUCGGCUCGGCUUAACUUCCCGGAGUUGAUGGCUUCUGAUGGCGGCUUGGAUGAGCUGAGCACGGCUUCUAUUAGGAAAAAAGCUAUUGAAGUUGGGGCUAGAGUAGAUGCAGAGACGUGUUGUACGUUGGUGCAUAAGAGUGGUACGUUUGAGCAUCAUCAUAAUUGUCCUUCUAGUUCUGAGUUGAAGAAGGCUUGUUGGUUUCAAGAAAAGCCUGAUUUGAAUAAGAAACCCGAAUCCGAAGACCCGGAUGGAGAUUGUUGAUGAUGGGUGGUGGAUGGUCCGGUAGUUUUUAUACCUAACUUGAUGAUCAUUUGGAGUAGUUGUUUUAAGGUACAAGGGCAGUAAUGUAAAUAAUUGUGGUGUAUUUUGUUUUAAUUAAUAAAUCUCUCUGUUUUAGCAUUA